AUGAACGACUAUAUUCCUUCGAAUAUACAUCUAAAGAACAAAGAUGGUGUGAUUAGUGUCGUACGAAGUAAACAGCCAACAGCAACAACAGUAAAGUCAAAACUUGCAAGCCGAAAAGUCGUUUUUGAAAAUCCGAUUUGUUUAAAUGACAACUGCAGUGAUGUUAACCAACCAUCGAUUUUUAAUAAUAAUACUGAAGAUCAGAAGAAUAUACUUCAUGAUGAAGAGCCAUUUGAUUUAAAGGAACAAGUUAAAGACUUGUCCAUGCAGUUAGAAGAAAUCUGUAAAUAUGCACGUUCAUCUGUAAAUGAAAAUGUUAACUGUUUCUGCCAUGAACUUGUUGGAGGAAAGUGUCUUCUACCGUUAAAUGAUGCCUAUAAUACAAUAACACCAAGAUUAAUAACUCCACCUGAGGUAUGGGUUUCUAAACCUGAUUGUUGUCAAUCAUGUACUGUACCAUGUCGUGCUAAUGUAUGUGUUCCGGAGCCUGAAAGCCCUAUACACAGUCCAAAUAAAAAACAACUAAUUGUUGAUGAAAAAUCACUACAGGAUAAUCUUAAUGACAUAAAGCAUCGUUUAUCUAUGUUACAAAAUGACUGUACAAAUAAAACUUUACCGUCUACUUCAAGUAAAGCAGAACGUGACGUUGAUGAACAUUUGGAAAAAUUAAAUCGACAGAAUCUAUCACAACGGAAAUUUCUUGUCCCAACGUCUACAGAAACAUCAAAAUAUAGAAAUAUACCGAUAAGAGCCCAAAUGAAACAAAAAGCAUUACCUAAUCAACAAUCUGGGAAGUUGAAUACAAAAUCAAAGUUGCCAGACAGACGGUUAGAGUCAUCGCAACGAAAUACAAAUUUCUCAAGACAAAAGCCAGUCGUCUCACCUUACAACAUUUCAAAAAUCACCAGGAAUACAUCUAGACAACAAAGUCAAAUAGAAUCUUCGAAUGUGAAAGUUACAAGCCCUAUAAAUAUCAAUGAUAAUAACAAUGAUGAUCCCGAAAUAACAUUGAACAAACUAGAAAGUUACUUGGGGAAUUCUGAAAUUGUCUUAGACUCCAAAACUCAAGAAGUUGAAAGGAAAAGUCUUGAUGAAGAAAUUAAACUUGGUGAGACAAAAGAAAUGCUUAGUGAACUUCGCACAAUUUAUCAAGAAGUCAAGGAAUUAUUACUGAACGUCCGUAAUCAAGUAAAUGAAAACACCGAUGUCAAAACUGGACAAACGGAUGUUGAUGCAAAUAUCGAUCAACAUGUGGUCCUGUCAAACUCCCAACCUGUACUUACUCCUGGCAGCCUGCUGCCCAGUAUUCGACUUGCCAUGGAAUAUUCUGGGAAAACAAUGGCAACACCUGAUGAAAUCUCCCAAGUUAUAUCUAAUUUGUCUGAUGAUCCGAUUGUUAAAGCUACAACAGCCCUAAUUGAUGUAAAUCGAAGACGUAAUAAUUUAGAAAAUAAUCUCGCUACAUUAGAAUCUUCUCAUACUGAUCAGUCAAUAUUUGGAUUAUUAGAUUUAAUGAGUAAAGAUAAAUCAUCGGCUGAGAAAGCUCGUAUACAAGCUAUGAUCAAUGACGCCAUUGAUAAGGUAACACAAGAAAAAAAACUUGAACAUCCUACUUCUUUUACUCGAAUAUCAAGACCAAGCACUAAAACCACUACUCAGCCUAAAUCACGAAGUAUUACUCAGUCUAAAGCAGCUACCAAAGAGUCAUCAAAACCGUAUACUUCUCCAUCUAAAUCAAGAAAUAUUGUCGAAUUAUUUCAUCACUCCAAACUAUCUUUUACUGAUCGUUCUCCGUCACCUGUUACACUUACCUAUCCUUGGCGGUUGAAUAGGCGACGAGCUAAGCGCCCAUUAUAUCCACGUUCAAUUAAUGAUCCUGUUAGACCACGCACGGCUGUCUUACGUUUAAGUGAUGAAAAUCUAGCAGGAAUUUCAUCUCCACGUGAACGCAUGUCAAGAACAAAUACAAAAGUUGUACGAUUUAUAGACGAUGACCAAUAUGGACAGAGUGAAUCAGGUGAAUCACAACAAAUGUAUAUUCCAAGUUCAGAGAAACUGGCUAGAAUGCAAACGAACGCGUCAACUAAAUCUAAGUUUGGCAUUAUUCCACUAGGAAUGUAUCAAUAUUCCGUGUCAAUACCGUCUAAACAAACAUCUGAACAGUUAAAUAGGGAAAUCACUACCAACUCACCCGAUUUACUUUAUGAAAAGGGUAUUGGAUUUAAUUUUCGAUCGAAUCAAACUUCUGGACAACAUGAGGAUGAUGCCAAUAGGCUAACACGUACAGAUAUGGAAGACAGAAUUCUAUCACGCCUUAUGCUUCAGGUUUCUGAGCAGCUGACAAGAAUCAGUCCCAAAGUCAAGAUGUUUCUUCAAAGGAGAAUCUACAACAAUUGGUUGAAGCCGCUUUAUUGGAACGCCUUGGAUCAAUACUUUCUCCCCCGUCAGUUAGUCCUUACCCAUCUGCUCAACAUGAACGUCUCAAUACACCACUUUCCUCGCCUGAACGUUCUACUUGUUUAG
Messenger RNA from Trichobilharzia regenti, 2523 nucleotides. Lineage: Eukaryota; Metazoa; Platyhelminthes; Trematoda; Strigeidida; Schistosomatidae. The record is from the annotation of a GenBank genome assembly.